Vicia villosa (hairy vetch) is the source of this 1524-nucleotide messenger RNA. RefSeq names its product putative scarecrow-like protein 16. The transcript has 2 exons. Bases 1 to 1170 code for a protein of 389 amino acids. Gene Ontology annotation, biological process: regulation of DNA-templated transcription. NCBI's taxonomy places the organism in Eukaryota, Viridiplantae, Streptophyta, Magnoliopsida, Fabales, Fabaceae. Gene Ontology annotation, cellular component: nucleus. Gene Ontology annotation, molecular function: DNA-binding transcription factor activity; sequence-specific DNA binding. The record is from RefSeq and is a predicted model, not a curated record.
AUGGAACUUUUCAGCUUAACACAAGAUGCUGAUUCAAAUCAACGCUUAGCUUAUUGUUUCCUUAGAGCUCUUACCAAUCGUGCAGCAAAAACUGGUACCUGCAAAAUGCUAGUAGAACAAGUUUAUUCAAGCGCUCAUAACAGUCUCACAGUAGAUACACACAGAUUCUCAGUCAUUGAGCUAGCUCAUUUUGUCGAUUUAACACCUUGGCAUCGAUUUGGUUUCGCAGCAGCUAAUGCAGCCAUACUUGAAGCAACGGAAGGUUUCUCGGUUAUUCAUAUUGUUGAUUUGAGUUCAACUCAUUGCAUGCAGAUUCCUACAUUAAUCGAUGCUAUCGCUAAUCGUCACGAAGUUGCUCCUUUAAUCAAACUCACGGUUUCUGAUCAUGCUAAUAGCAGUGAUCACGAACUUCCACCUAAACUUGAUCUUUCUUACGAAGAAUUAGGAUCUAAGUUGGUGAAUUUCGCUAGGUCGAGAAAUGUAACAUUGGAAUUCAGAGUAGUUUCUUCGAGUUACACAAAUGGUUUCGCUUCGUUGAUUGAACAUUUGCAAGUUCAACGUUUAGUUUAUUCCGGUGAAGCCUUGGUUAUUAACUGUCACAUGAUGCUUCAUUAUAUUCCAGAUGAAACCCUAUCGAAUUCAAACUCUUAUGUUUAUGAUUCUAUAUCUUCUUCUUCUAGUAUAACUUCUGCUACUACUACUACUACUUCACUAAGAUCGUUGUUUCUUAAGGCGCUUCGAGGUUUAGAUCCAACACUAGUUGUAUUAGUAGAUGAAGAUGUUGAUUUAACUUCAAACAACUUGGUGAAUAGAUUAAGGUCAGCAUUUAACUAUCUAUGGAUACCUUAUGAUACGGUCGAAACUUUUCUGCCGCGCGGAAGCAAACAAAGGCAAUGGUAUGAAGCUGAUAUAUGUUGGAAGAUAGAGAAUGUGAUAGCUCAUGAAGGUGUUCAAAGAGUGGAGAGAGUUGAGCCUAUAGGAAAAUGGGAACAAAGAAUGAGAAAUGCGAAUUUUCAAGGGAUUGGAUUUGGUGAGGAAUGUGUUGGUGAAGUGAAAGCUAUGCUUGAUGAACAUGCUGCUGGGUGGGGGUUGAAGAAAGAAGAUGAGUGUAUUGUGCUUACAUGGAAAGGUCAUAAUGUUGUCUUUGCUUCUGCUUGGUUGAAUGCUUAAUUAGUUCAACAUUUUUUAACCUUUGUAUUAUUCUUUGCAUAAUAAUGUUGUUGUUUUUCUAUUUAGUGUUUGGUUUUUAAUAGCUUUUUGAAAUGGAUUUUUAAGGGUAAAUAAGUAGAUGAAGAUGAUAUGUUUGUGUUUUUAUUUUGUUGUAUGUUUUUAUUUUUGUUAAUUAGAUUAGAUCUUUUCUUGUGGUGAGAUUGAGAAAUAAGAUUGAGAGAAAUUAAAAUGAGAGAAUAUGGGGAAGAGACAAAGGUUCAAGAGAAGGAAACAAAAGUUGUAAGGAACUGUUAUCUUGUAUUCAUAUUUUUCUCUAAGCUGAUUUCACACAAAAUCCACGAUGUAUCUAUUCCC